AGGACUGCCGAUUGUCGUUGGCCCUGAUACUGCUGCAUUCAUGUCUGUGUCCCUAUUUUUGACGUUUGAGGGAGGAUAAAAAUCUUUCGAUCAUGUGCUCUCCAUUCUGCAACGCUAAAAAAUGUCAGAUCGAUUACUACGGAGUACUGGGGCUCACGAGGGAUUGUAUAGACCUGGACAUUAAAAAAGCUUACAGACGUCUCGCAAUUCAUUAUCAUCCUGUGGGGGCAAAGAAUGAAAAUUUUCUGGAAGUUUUUACUCUGGCUGCCGAAGCGUACGAGGUCCUUUCAGAUCCAUUGAAGCGAGCUAUCUACAACCAGUACGGCGAGGCGGGUUUGAAAAGCGGCCUACCAGGGCCACACGGACACAUUCCACCUUAUGUAUUUCAUGGAGACCCAAUACAAACAUACAAUGAGUUUUUUGGGAGUGAGAGUCCUUACGCCGAUUUACUGGACUUCCUUGAGAAUAAGGAGUUAUUAGAGAGGAUUACUGGAGGUGAAGGGGUCAACAGGAAGGAUGAUGAUGUGGUGAUACCAUUAGAAUUACAGUUAAUCGAGAUUUUUCGUGGAGCAUUGAAAAAAAAGAAAAUUGAGAGAUUAGUUUUCGCUAACCCCGAGAAGACAUUUACAAAAAUGCAAGAAAAAAUAUUCACCAUAACCAUAGAUCCCGGAUUGAAAACAGGUACAAAAAUAGUAUUUCCUGAAGAAGGAGAUCGAAAUCCGAAUACAAUUCCCGCAGAUAUCAUCUUCAUUACGGCGGAUACCCCCCACGAAACCUGCCAACGAGAAAACGACGAUCUCCUGAUGAUCAGAGACGUCACCCUCAACGAAGCCCUUACAGGGACAGUAAUUAAAAUCGAUACCCUGGACGCCAGGACUUUGCGCAUCCCAAUAACGUCAAUCAUAACACCGAACUAUCGAAAAGUGGUGCCGGGAGAGGGACUGCCUAUGAUGCAUGAUCCAACUCAACGUGGGGAUCUUGUAAUAAGUUUUUUAAUUGAGUUUCCCAUGUAUUUAUCAGUGAUGAGUAAGAAUAAUGUGAAGGAAGCUCUUGACGCAAGAAGACUUAAAAUUAUACCCGAUUGUACCUAACAUUUU
Messenger RNA from Diachasma alloeum, 1097 nucleotides. RefSeq names its product dnaJ homolog subfamily B member 13. Gene Ontology annotation, cellular component: cytosol. The coding region runs from base 93 to 1091 and encodes 332 amino acids. Lineage: Eukaryota; Metazoa; Arthropoda; Insecta; Hymenoptera; Braconidae. The transcript has 6 exons. Gene Ontology annotation, molecular function: protein-folding chaperone binding. The record is from RefSeq and is a predicted model, not a curated record.